CGCAAGGCAUGCACGAACGACGGGUCCAAGCUUUCCUUCUCGGUUAUGAGCUCUGGCAAGUACUUGUCCUGAUCCAUCAUAUACCUCUCCCGAACACCGCGAGUGCAGGGCCAGAGGAAGACUGAGGAUGAAGACUGCAAUUGUGGUGCAUGGCGGAGCGUGGGCCAUACCGGACGCAUUAGCCGAAGCGUCGGUGGCUGGAGUCAAGUCUGCUGUGCGGACAGGCCACGCUGUCCUUGAGAAUGGAGGCAGCGCUCUCGACGCUGUGGAAAAAGCUGUUAGGUGUUUGGAAGACGACCCGGUGUUUGAUGCAGGUCAUGGUGCAGUACUAAAUACUGAUGGAGAAGUGGAGCUGGACAGUAUCAUCAUGGAUGGGAAAACACUUGCCACUGGAGCCAUUUCGUCUGUGAGAAACAUUGCUAACCCUGUUAGUCUGGCGCGUGCUGUGAUGGAAAAGACAGAUCACGUCAUGUUGACGGAUAGAGGGGCAAACAUGUUUGCUGAACGCAUUGGUUUCCCAGCAGUUCAUGAUUUGGUUACAGAGAUGGAGCGUGAGGAAUGGGAAAACUACAAGAAGUAUGCUGUUGGCUUCAAAGAGCUCUUCAACUUACAAUGUGCCUAUGAUACGGUUGGUGCGGUGGCUUUGGACACUUUCGGUAAUGUGGCGUGUGCUACGUCCACCGGAGGAAUACGAAACAAGAUGGUGGGAAGGGUCGGCGAUUCUCCGGUUAUAGGAUCUGGUGGCUAUGCAGACAACAGAAGUGGCGCAGUGUCCUGCACUGGACACGGAGAGUCUAUCCUCAAAGUCACCUUAGCCAGAUUAAUUCUCUUUCAUAUGGAGCAAGGGAAAUCAGCCACAGUAGCAGCAGACUCCUCACUGCAGUACAUGAGAGAGCGAGUACAGGGAGGUGGAGGGGCUAUUGUUGUGUCCCCCACAGGAGACUGGGCUGCCAGGUUCACCACACCACGUAUGGCUUGGGCCUCCAUAAAUGGGGACAUUCUGUUCUACGGAUUAAAUCCUUGAGAAGAGUUUACGGAGCCGAAAUGAUUUUUUCCUCUAUUUUUACAUUUGUAAGCAUAUGUAAGAAGUAUUUUCAAGUAUUUUUCAAAUAUUUUAGUAUUUACAAAAACAAAAGACACUUUUCUUGAGACCUUGAUUUACCAGUGUAUCUAUAUCAGUUUGGCAUGUAACCUAAAUGUAUGUAAAACCUUUAAGCGAACCUGUAGAAAAGUAUUUUAAGUCUCUGGCAGCACUUUUUCUUAAGGGAAAAAGAAAUGCUUCACAACCUUACUUAUGGUCUGAUGGGAUUUACACAAGUAUGAUUAUUAUAAAAUACAUUGACAAUUUUAUUGUUAAUUGGUAUAAUCUGAUGUAGGCUAUUUAAGUGUACUCAUUUGAAAGUUGAAAUCAGAGAAUGUAAUGUCUUUAUAAAGAUAAAGUAUAAUAAAGAUACAUAAAAUGUAAAAAAAAACAAUGGCACAAUCAACAUUUAGAACUAGUAGAGAUUUUGCGGAGAGUUAAUGCAU
Triplophysa rosa is the source of this 1527-nucleotide messenger RNA. Its product is annotated as isoaspartyl peptidase/L-asparaginase. The transcript has 7 exons. NCBI's taxonomy places the organism in Eukaryota, Metazoa, Chordata, Actinopteri, Cypriniformes, Nemacheilidae. The record is from RefSeq and is a predicted model, not a curated record. Bases 128 to 1024 code for a protein of 298 amino acids. Gene Ontology annotation, molecular function: asparaginase activity.